AUGAUCAUGGACGCCGCGCUGUGGGAGCAUCAGCGGGAGAUUGCAGCCGUAGCACGUCACCGCAGCGUGUUGGUGAGCAGCUCUCAGCCCGUGGGCAAGACUUUCGUGAGCUGCGCAUUGCUGUCCGAGGCUGCGUCCUCAAGUAAUACGCAAGUUAACGCACUGGCAAUUGCCGCAUCGCCUGCGGGUCGGUCCGCUCUACAAGCACAGCUAGCGAGACUAUGUGGUUGUCGCGUGGUCUGCAGCGAUAGCUAUAAAGCAAACCAAUGGCUGGAGGACCCAGAAUUCGCUCGUAGCACACUGAACACUGUACGCGGCCAGAUCGCGAUCCUGUCGCCGCUUAUACUGCAGGAAAUGCUGCGUAAAAAGAUUUUGGAUUUGACAGAUGUUGGUCUGCUGGUUGCGGAAGACUGGGACCUAGUGCACGCAGAGUUGCCGUCCUUCUCCAAGCUGCUGACGAAUCUGAUGGACGAGAUGCCGACGGCCACGACGCUGCGGAUCUUUGCGACGUCAAGGCUGCCAGCGUCCAAGAUGGACUGGGACCCGGUAACGAACCCAUUGCUUAAACAUAUCCAUGUGUUUAACAUGUUGCCGGUACUGUCGUCAACGUCCAUGGAGCCAAGUUUCCCUCCGAUACAUUGCGAAGUGUUUCAGAACAAGGACAUGAGCAGAGAAGAAGAGGAAACGAGUGUGAGGGACUUUUUGCUGGGUGCAAACGACAAGAAAGUGGAUUUGGUGCAUGUGUUUCGGAUGGAGCUUGAGCUGGGGAACUCAGCGGCAGUGUACGAUGAGCGCAAAAAACAGGACAAGGUGAACAGAUUCAUCCAGGACGCUGAAGUCGUGAAAGAACAUUUGGGACUGUGGUGUUUGUGGAAGUUCGUGGAGCUAGAGCUGCAGGCCAAUUUACAGGCGUGUAUUGUGGACGACCCAGACAACGUGAACAACAGGAAGAAGCGCAAGCAGCAAGAAGACGAUCCUGAUAUCGACGAUUCGAUGAUGGGAGAGGGCAUUGAUAGCGACUUCACGGAAGAUGGAGCGGUGGGUGAGGAAGAGGGCACGGACGAGAUGAUGGAGUGCAGCAAUGCAGAAGAUAGCGCUGGUAAAGAAGGCAAGUCGGCACAAGUGAAGACGGAUCGGCUAAUUGCGAGAUAUAUUGGUAAUGUUGAACUUGAUGAGGACACGAAGCUCAAAGUUCGACCAAUCUUGAAGGUUUUGUCGUGGCUGUCAGCGCAGUCGAAGCUUUGUGGGGUGUUAGAGGCCUCGCCACGGUUAUUAAAGACAGCUGAGAUCGUUCGAAACCGGUUUAGCAACUCGCCGGGAACGAAACAAGUCCGAGCGUGGGUAUUCCUCGAACGACGGUGCCACUGUCGCGUUGUAGCUGAGUAUUUGACUGCUGCCUUGGCAGGUUUAAAACUGCCUCCAAGUUGCUGCAUGCUCGGUAGUAGCAACGCUCGUAUAUCGGGGGCGUUGCGGUUUUCGUCCUUUCUGAAAGUGAUGCAGAUGUUCACCAAUUACGAGACGAAGAUCAUGGUGACCACUUCGGUGGCGAAGAAAUCGCAGAAGAUACGCAUGGCUCCGCCGCCGUGUGACCUCGUUGUGGUAAUGAACGAGUUGCUGGAGCCUAACAAACUGUACGAAUAUGGGAAGCGAGCAGAUAUCACGAGAGGUUUCAUCAAGUAUAUUACGGAGGACACUGUGCUGGCUCGCAAGAAGUUCGAAGGUCUCGUUCGCCAGAUGCAGGAGUUCAUUCACCUCGAGCAAGAAGAAAACCGAGUCCACGCCUCGAUAGCUCAACCAGCUUCUACUUCUUUAGAGAUCAGCAGUCUACAGAUGCCGCAACCUCCAUCCACUUCGACAGAAGCUACUACACCAAGCUCAGCGGACAAUACGCUGGCCUCGCUGCAAGCUGAAAGCCGACUCUCGGUCAUUCCGGAACGGGUUCAGCCUGUAGUGAAUCCAUACGAACUGAUCCAUCAAGACACAGGAGCGAUUCUGAACGUGACGAACAGCGUGUCGUGUUUGAGCAAGUUCUGUGAUACACUUCCUGGUUUGGAUACCUACGACCGGCGGCCGCAGUACAUCGUAAGGCGCAUUUCUGUUGUCAAGCACAUGGCACCGUCACUGAAAAGAGCGAAAAAGAAGCUGUCGAAGUACAAUUCGAAGCUUACAGACAAAAUUGACGUGCUGAAAGCCGAAGCAGAGCAGCGAGCCAACGCUGCGAUGGACGAAAACGGGGACGAAAGCAAAGAUGGCGACGAGGAAUCAUCUGCAACGGAUUCACGUUUUCACUUUUCGGCUACAUUGAAACUACCAGGCGCCUUGGGUAUAAAGAAGCAGCUUCAUUCGCAGCAAGUAGAAACGCAGGAUGAAGCAAAGGGCAUUGUUGCCUUCAAGGCCUGCCAAGAACUUUUGAAGAAGGGGCUGUUGGAUCGACACUUUCGCUCCAAACUCCUAGACGACCAAGUGGCAACUAUUCACAAAGAUGACAUGGGAACGAGCAGUAGCAAUGGUGACAGUACUGCGACAGGAGAUGAUACGAUCGUGCUGGGAGAGAACGACGAAGCGCCUGCUCAGCUUACUGAUCUGUCGACUCAAUCGUCGUAUGACUUACCGCCAGUAAGUGCUGUGGAGUUGAGUUUGCGACCGAUCCGAAGCCUCACACAAGAAGCUGCCAGUAGUAGUGAGGAAGGCGAGGAGUGGUCGACAACAAUGUGCUUCUACGGCCUCAGUGGAGCACACUACGCUAUUCUGGCGACUAAUGAGCUGUAUACUGGCAAUACCAACACGGGCUGGCGCUACGAUUUCGCAACAAGCGGCGUCAUGUCGCCCGAGAUCCAGCCAAUAACACUGGCAAAGCGUCCAAUGGAGCUGACUUUAACAAAGCAGGAGCUUCACGAUGUGCUGCACUUUCAUUUGGUGGUAAUGCGUCUCGCCUGUAUGGGAGUUCAAGACGCUGUGCGUGAUGUGGACAUUGCGAGUGACAACGUUUGGAACGAAUUCUCCGAACAAAAUGACAAGGGGUAUCUGGUGGUGCCGAGCGUGAUGGAUGAGUCGAAGCAACCACCGACACUGUCACUGGACUGGAAUUAUGUACGUGAGAUCAUAGGGAAGCCUUUGCUUGAGCCUCUAUGGCCACUCCCGACAACAGGUGCUACUGGAAACACUAAGGACACAACUGACGAGUGGAUCUGCGUUCCAAUGUAUCGCUUAAACGUUAGCUACGUCGUGCAGGCUAUUAGUGAUCGCACUGUGGAUGAUAUCCGCAAGGAGUAUUUGGCAGACGAGAAGUCGUGGACGACUCACCUGAAAAAGGGAAAGUCGACUCCAGGAAAUCCGAUCCUGGGUCGUUGGCAUACCCGUCAGCAGCUCGAGGAAGCUGACGCGGACCAGCCGUUGGUAUAUGGCAUUCAAGUCCCUCCCAUCGUCCCCAUUAUUCGGCGAGUCAUGCAGCGCAAUAACGACGAAGGAAGCAUUGCGCAAUACAAGACCAAGUUUAACGAGCGCUUGCUGGUCCCGCAGUACACGUCUCGCCUGCGUCUGAGUAAAAGUCGGUUCUUCGAUGCGAUGGGACUCGUUCCGCUACUCUACGAGUUCGAGCGCAAGUGUCAGAUCUCGCACCUCAUGGGAAAAAUCGGUCUGGAACUCGAUAUGACUUUGCUGGAUGACGCGACCACAAAGCCUGCUUACGAACGGCUGGAAAUCCUCGGGGAUACGUUCUUAAAACUCGAAACCUCGUGGUAUAUGUAUGAGCAGCGGAAGGAUAUUUAUCAGGAAGGGCAAUUAACGCAGCUGCGUCGUGACAUUAUUCGCAACGACAGACUCAACCAGUUCGCUCUAGCAGCUCGUCUUCACCACUACAUGUUGUACCCGGCCGAAGUGGAGCAGCAUCCUUUCCAAUGUUGGAAGCCUUCGUGUAUGGGUAAGACGCCUGAUCCCGUGGUGGCUCCUGCCAAGUGGAUCGCUGAUGUCCUAGAGGCAAUUACGGGUGCAUAUCUGGUUGGUCAGGGAGAAAAGGGCGCUCGUUACUUUCUCAAGUGGAUUGGUGUCACUGUUCUCGAACAUCCGUCUACCAACUUCGCGCGGCCGUUUUAUCCGGAUUGCUUUCCCAACGAGCUUUACGACGCAGCGAUGACGUCGCGUGGAGGAGCAGAACUUCCAUUAAGUUUGAAUUUCAAGGUGGCACAAUUCGAAGACCUCCCGAAACGACUCAUGCUUCUUCAGCAGCGUUUGAAGUACACGUUUCGCAAUAAGCGCUUAUUGCUGGAGGCUGUGACACACCCGUCGGUUGGUCAGCUUGUCCUGCAUAUUGACCAAAUGGAUGCGAAUGGUGCUGAUGGCAAUGCUGAUGGCAAUGCUGGAGGUGACAUCGAAGUUAUGUCACGUUCUCAGAAGAAAAAGAAGACGGUAUGGAAAGGUGACUACGAGCGACUGGAGUACCUUGGCGACGCUUUGAUCGAGUAUUUAACUCUGUCUUACGCUUUUCUGAUGUACGAUAAGUGGCUGCCUGGAUCGCUUUCGCAGUGGAAGAGUGCGACCGUAUCGAAUGACGCGUUAGGCAAAACAGCGCUGGCUUGUUUUGGUGUGGACGAGUGCAUUUUCGCUGGAGCUGUUCGUAUCGAUCGCGAGACGAUGGACCGUGUCGCUGGUAUUGAACGGAAGUACGCGCGAGCUGAAGCCAGCACGGGGCUGAGUCCAGUGUUUGAAGCUGUCGGGGUAUCGAAGAAAAAGGCAAAGAGCAAAAAUGCUCCAAAUGGUGGCAACAGUCACACGCUGCCGAAAAUGUUUGCUGACGUCUUCGAAGCGCUCGUAGCUGCGGUUUUCCUGGACUCGGGUCGUGAUUUGCAGCUUGUCCGCGAUGUUUUCAUGGGUCCACUGCUGCAAACGGUUGGACAGGAUGCCUACGCCUACGUCUGUCAUGAAAGUGGCCUAGCGAUGGACAAUACAGGCGACGAGUUGAUGGAAGAUUUGGUGUUCUCGAGUGAUGAAGAGGACUAA
Phytophthora infestans T30-4 is the source of this 4995-nucleotide messenger RNA. Its product is annotated as Dicer-like 1 (DCL1). Gene Ontology annotation, biological process: RNA processing. The record is from RefSeq and is a predicted model, not a curated record. The transcript has a single exon. Gene Ontology annotation, molecular function: ribonuclease III activity. Lineage: Eukaryota; Oomycota; Peronosporomycetes; Peronosporales; Peronosporaceae. Bases 1 to 4995 code for a protein of 1664 amino acids.